AAAGGCCGAACGCUCACUCAUUCGUUCCGCGGCCGCUUCUUCAGCGCAGGCACGGCGAUCUGUCCCACGGCGGCGAUGGCGCUCUCCUCCUCCAGGCCACAUCACCUCCUCCGCCGCUUCCACGCUUCCGCGCGGGCUCUGUCGCGGGCGGAACCUCACGAGUUCUCGCAGCCCAGCGACUACCUCGGGAGCUGGGCGGAGCGCGCCCCCGCCACGGUCGCCGCGGGUGGCGGCGACACACGGGAGGCUUGGGCACGGCUCGAGCGGCUGCGCAAGGGGUACGCGCGCGAGGUGGGGGAGCUGCGGCGUCAGUACGCCUACGAGGCGCAACUGCUGGAGGUCGAGCGGCAGCGCAAGGCGGAGGCACGUGCCGAGGCCGCCCGCGUCGCCAACGAGGAGCGCAAGGCCGCCAAGGCUGCCGCCGCGCAGACCAGGGCCGCCGAGCGCCGCGCCUUCGAGCUCGAUUUCCGCCAGGCCCUCAUGAAAGAAAGAGCUCAGAAGCUGGAGAGCUGGAGGAACAAGGAGAAGCUGAAAGCACAGAAGAAGGCGGAGCACAGGGAGCUCUUGCGCAGGCAGAGUUCUGUCUGGGUUUCUGAGGAUAAAAUGGAAAAGAAAAUUCUUGAGGCUAUCAUGCAUACCACCCCUCUCUGAGGUUCAUGCUGUGAGGUUCUUCCACAUACUGAUGGGCAUCGUCGGUGCAGGUCUGCAGGAAACUAGAUGGUGUAUCCUGGACAGUAGAAAUGAAGCUUGUUUGCCAUUCCCUCUUACGAACUACUAUAUCGCAGUUGUCUAAGGAAUAACGUCUAUUCUGCUACCCUUGAGGAUUUUUUGUUUCUGAACCUGUGUUGUAAUGUUCAGUUGUUAGACUGGACGAACAUCGAGCUGGCAUUGUGUUUCGGAAUUUAAUUUUCUUCAUAGAAGCUGCUAUCAACAGUGAUACUAGCUCUGCAAAAAUGGCGGCCAGGAUUUGAAGGAA
Messenger RNA from Triticum aestivum (bread wheat), 976 nucleotides. RefSeq lists its product as uncharacterized. Lineage: Eukaryota; Viridiplantae; Streptophyta; Magnoliopsida; Poales; Poaceae. The coding region runs from base 76 to 651 and encodes 191 amino acids. The transcript is spliced from 3 exons. The record is from RefSeq and is a predicted model, not a curated record.